GAGCUUCCCGGCUUCUGGGCAGUGGGGAAGCCCCCGGGGGCGGGUGACCUCAGCUGGCCCCAGCCCAGCCCGCCCCCGUGCGGAUCUCUCUUAAGAUGGCAGCAGAGUCAGGGGAACUAAUCGGGGCUUGCGAGUUCAUGAAAGAUCGAUUGUAUUUUGCUACUUUAAGGAAUAGACCAAAAAGCACAGUAAAUACCCACUACUUCUCCAUCGAUGAGGAGCUGGUGUAUGAAAAUUUCUAUGCAGAUUUUGGACCUCUGAACUUGGCAAUGGUGUACAGAUACUGCUGUAAAGUAAACAAGAAACUAAAAUCAUACAGUUUAUCAAGAAAGAAAAUAGUGCAUUACACCUGUUUUGACCAACGGAAAAGAGCAAAUGCAGCAUUUUUGAUCGGUGCUUAUGCCGUCAUCUAUUUAAAGAAGACACCAGAAGAAGCCUACAGAGCACUCCUGUCUGGCUCAAAUCCCCCUUAUCUUCCAUUCAGGGAUGCUUCCUUUGGAAAUUGCACUUACAAUCUCACCAUCCUUGACUGCUUACAAGGAAUCAGAAAGGGAUUGCAACAUGGAUUUUUUGACUUUGAGACAUUUGAUGUGGAUGAAUAUGAACAUUAUGAGCGUGUUGAAAAUGGGGACUUCAACUGGAUCGUUCCAGGAAAAUUUUUAGCAUUUAGUGGACCACAUCCUAAAAGCAAAAUUGAAAAUGGUUACCCUCUUCACGCCCCUGAAGCCUACUUUCCUUAUUUCAAAAAGCAUAAUGUGACUGCAAUCGUGAGACUGAACAAAAAGAUUUAUGAGGCAAAGCGCUUCACAGACGCUGGCUUCGAGCACUACGACUUGUUCUUUAUCGAUGGCAGCACCCCCAGUGACAACAUCGUUCGAAGGUUCCUGAACAUCUGUGAGAACACCGAAGGGGCAAUUGCAGUCCACUGCAAAGCUGGUCUGGGAAGAACAGGGACGUUGAUAGCCUGUUAUGUAAUGAAGCACUACAGGUUUACCCAUGCUGAAAUCAUUGCUUGGAUUAGAAUCUGCCGACCAGGUUCCAUCAUCGGACCCCAGCAACACUUCUUAGAAGAAAAACAAGCAUCAUUGUGGGUCCAAGGAGACAUUUUUCAAUCCAAACUGAAAAAUAGGCCAUCCAGAGAAGGAAGUAUUAAUAAAAUUAUUUCUAGCUUGGAUGAUAUGUCUAUUGGUGGAAACUUACCUAAAUUGCAAAGCCUGGAGCGAUUUGUAGAGAGUAAUUUAGAAGAUGAAGAUGUGGAAAUGAAAAGCAGUGUAACACAGGGAGACAAACUACGUGCCUUAAAAAGCCAGAGACAGCCUCGCUCCUCACCAUCCUGUGCAUUUAGGUCAGAUGACAUGAAAGGACACCCAAGAGCAGUGUUCCAGCCUUUCAGAUUAAGUUCUUCCCUACAGUCACCCUCGUCUACUAUGAAGACCCCCAAAGUGUGUUUGUCCCCUUCGGCAACUGCCAAGCGGAUAAACAGAGGUUCAUUGUCUUCAGGUGCCAGUAUGAGAAGCUUCUCCAUAAGCUCCCGGCUAGCCAGUUCUCUGGGGAACUUGAAUGCUGUGACAGAUGACCCUGAGAACAAAAAGACCGCCUCAUCCACCAAGGCAACCUUCAUAACCAGCCCGUUCACCAGCUUCUUGAAUGGCGGCUCCCAGCCACCUACCAGAAAUUACCCUGAGCUUAACAACAACCAGCACACCAGAAGCAGCAGCAGUAGCAGUGUUCUUGGGGGCAACCUGAACAGCCCCCCUGGACCCCUGAGCGCCACAUCUGAGGAACACACCACUAUCCUCAGACCCUCCUUCUCCGGGGGGCUCUCCUCCUCUUCAGCCAGAUUCCUGAGCCGUUCCAUCCCUUCCCUUCAGUCUGAAUAUGUUCAUUACUAAGGCCUUGCCACUCUGGUGAAAGCCGUUCCAUUCUUAGACAUCUGGACGAGCAAUGUGGAAGAAAGCUCCGGCUUGCUGGGAGGACGACUCUACCUUCUUACCUUAAAUUAGAGAGAGCGCUAACAUAACAUCAUUAAGAGACUUGAACCCAGAGCACUGGUUAAUGAGUACUAUAAAUGCACUGCAGUUACGUUUAUGGAGAUUUCAGUACUUUUAAAGACAGUUUUAGUGUUGAAUUUGGUAUUUUAAAAGGUUAUUUUUAAUGUAUUUCAGUAAUGCAUUUGUUAUUGCAUUUACAUGUACAGUGUUAAAUUAUCUAUGUAUUGUGAGGUUUAUAAAACUAUUUUGAUAAAUUUAUAAAUAUAUAAAAUUAUGUAAAAGCUAGACUAUAUUUUGAUUUAGAUUUUUCUGCCGUUUGUUACCAAAAAUUUGUAUUUUAAAUCUGUUUAGUUUUGGUAUGGUUUUGUCUACAAUAAGUAAAUAAUGCCUCCUUAUUAAUUGAAAGCAAAAGAGACCAGUUUUAGGCAAUGAUUUUUAUGCUCCCAUUGUGGAUACAAUAUAUCAGGGAUCAUCUGGUGAAGUCCAUCUGAAUUUGAGUUCAUCCAAAUUUGUCUCUACCGAAAGAAUUGUUUCAUAGGGCUUAUUUAGGACAAAACCUUUCCACUCUGUUUUGUUCCUGAGCCUUCAAAAGUAGGCAGCUUAAUAAAACGAGCUUAGCAUCUCUUUAAGAUCAGAAUUCACUGGGUAUUUUUCCUUUUUUUCUAUAUGAAAUGAUGGAACAUUCCAAAUGCUUUUAUUUCUUUCCUCCUCUCACAAGAGCGCUUUUGUUUUAAUGCCUUAAACCAUUUAUUUUGCUUAUAAUCUCUUCUUGUAAAUAUGCAGAGAAAGGAUACGUAUUUCAAAAUUGAUGUCUAUGCUUGGUAAGAGCUCUCUCAGUAAAUGUACAAUAAUGCUCUCAAUGACCAAAAAGCACUUCAAGAGUUAUUAACUCAGAGCAUUCUGCUUUUGGUAUGAGGUGAUUGUUGCCCUGUAAGCACAUGUGGUCUGACACUCAUUCUAAAUCAAUGAAAGAAAAGCUGGAAAAGAUGCUGCUAAGUUGAUCUGUACAUUGGAGAUUGUUUUAAAAACACAGUACAACCCCCUGAUGUACACAUUGGUGUAUCUAGAACCUGAAGAGAAAAUGAAGGGUCCCCUGUGGAUACACAUGGCCCUUUCAUCUAAGUAUACCCUGUACUGAGGUGUUCAAAGGCCUGUGUCCUUCAUUUUUGUACUGGAGAGUCUCAGUUCCUGAUUCUUUGCCAGGCUGCUUAAGAAUAGACACUGCAAGGGCUGGUUAAGUAGAUUCAUACCCAGUGCUUUAUUCUAACCACUGAGAUAUUUAUAACAUAUUUAUUAGGAGGGGGUACCUUCAGACGAUUAUAUAUGCUUCAGCAAGACACCUUAUUCAUGUUUUACAUUUCUCUGAAGGCAUUUGAAUGUUUGACUCAGGUUUGUUAACAUAACUCCCAUAACCACAGUACCAAAUAAUUGCACAAGACUGAUGGAAAAAGGAAUUGUAUAUUUUAGGAAUCAAAAAUGAAAAUAAAAAAUUGAAUUGUGUAUCUUUUCUGAAGCUGAAAAGUAUAAUAUUUUAUUAUGAGUUAUUAUAAAGAAGUUGGUUGUCUGUAUAGGAAGAUGAUACUAUUUGUCCAAUUUUCAUUGAAAAUAAUCCAGAAGAUACUUGAGAUGUAAGGAAAAGAGAACCAUACUGUCAUUCUAGUUGUUCUAUGAACACUAACUUGUGUGCAGCUACUAAUAUGAUUGUAAAGUUGACUACUGUAAAUUUUCCGUAAUUAGGUGUGUAUAUAAGUCCUGUGUAUCUACAUGUGUAUGUCUUAAGCUUAUUUAUACACAUGUGUAUACAUAAGGCACAAGAAGGGGUUGUGUAUAAUAUAGAGAGUGUAUAGCAAAGCAAUUCUACUCCAGUAAUAAAAAUUGUUUGACAUGUAUUUUGUUAUGAAUAGUUUAUCUUCCAGAAGAUAUUUUGUUCUAUUUUAAAGUGUAGAAGAAUACACUGCUAAUAAAUAAUAA
Nannospalax galili (Upper Galilee mountains blind mole rat) is the source of this 3962-nucleotide messenger RNA. It is a transcript of the gene Cdc14a, whose product is annotated as cell division cycle 14A. Gene Ontology annotation, molecular function: protein serine/threonine phosphatase activity; protein tyrosine/serine/threonine phosphatase activity. The record is from RefSeq and is a predicted model, not a curated record. Gene Ontology annotation, cellular component: centrosome; mitotic spindle; spindle pole. The transcript is spliced from 16 exons. The coding region runs from base 96 to 1892 and encodes 598 amino acids. Gene Ontology annotation, biological process: cilium assembly; regulation of exit from mitosis; protein dephosphorylation. Lineage: Eukaryota; Metazoa; Chordata; Mammalia; Rodentia; Spalacidae.